AACUAUCAAGUACUAUCACCUAUCAGCAACUAUCAGUGCCCUCAAAUUGAUCGUAUAGUUUGUGGUAUAAUGGCUUAUAUACGUGGCUCAUUGGAGUGUAACUGCCAGGCGCCAGUCAUCUAGUCCAGCAUUAAUACAACAAUAAUAAAUUUAUAAAUAAAUGUGUUAAAUUUUAACAACCUAAUGUGAAAAUAAAUAUCAUUUAUCAUUCUGAUAAUUACAUAUUAUCAUUUGCUCAGUUACAAAAAAAAUAAUUGACCAUGCACGAAGGAUUGAGAUUUCGUCUAAAAAAGCCAAACAAAUCCAAGGAAAAUAUUUAUGAUUUAUCAAAAUUACCAAAAGGAAAAAGAAAAAUAGAUUACAUUUAUGAUACUCAACAUCUUGUAUUAGUUAUAUUAUUUUUAAUAUUUGUAUCAAUACUUGUUAUAAUAUUUGAAAAACAAUUACCAGAUGCAAGAUAUAUUGACAAUGAAGAUAUUUAUUCUGGUCGUUUUAUUGCUGAACGUGCAAAAAAUCAUCUUAUUAAUUUAACAUCAAUUGGGCCAAGAGUAUCUGGAAGUUAUGAAAAUGAAAUAUUGGCUGUGAGAUUUUUUAAUAAUACAAUUAAUAAUAUUAUUAAAGGAUCAAAUAAAAAUUUUAAUAUAAUAAUUGAUAUUGAUAGAUACAGUGGUUCAUUUCCAUUAAAAUUUUUAGAUGGUAUGACAAAUGUUUAUAGAAAUGUACCAAAUGUUAUUGUUAAAAUUGAACCUAAAAAAUUAACUAAAACAAGUUUAUUAUUAAAUUGUCAUUUUGAUACAUUUAUUGACAGUCCCGGUGCAUCUGAUGAUGGUGCUGGAUGUGCUGUUAUGCUUGAAAUAUUAAGAAUAAUAACACACAGUACAAUACCCCUAAAACAUAAUAUAAUAUUUUUAUUUAAUGGAGCUGAAGAAAAUAUAUUACAAGCAUCACAUGGUUUUAUAACACAACAUAAAUGGUCAAAUGAAAUUAAAGCAUUUAUUAAUAUUGAAGCAUGUGGUGCUGGUGGACGUGAAUUAUUAUUUCAAGCUGGUCCAGAAAAUACAUGGAUUGUUGAAAUUUAUUCAAAAACAGUACCAUACCCAUAUGCAUCAUCAUUAGCACAAGAAAUAUUUCAAAGUGGUAUUAUUCCUGGUGAUACAGAUUUUCGAAUAUUUCGAGAUUUUGGAAAAGUAUCUGGUGUUGAUUUUGCGUGGUCUAAAAAUGGCUAUGUAUAUCAUACAAAGCUUGAUAAUGUUAAUCAAGUACCACUUGAAUCACUUCAAAGAACUGGUGAUAAUCUUCUUGCUUUAUCACAACAAAUAAUUAUUGGUGAUUAUUUAGGAAAUAAAACACUUCAACAAACAAAUGAAAGUCCAGUAUUUUUUGAUUUUAUUGGUGCAUUUGUUAUUUGUUGGCCUCAAUAUAUUGCUAAAAUUGUUAAUUUAAUAAGUUUAAUUAUACAAAUUUAUUCAAUUUAUCUUAAUGUCAAGUGUGCUAAUAAAGAAAUUAAAAGUUCAACAUACAUUAAACAAGUUAUGUAUUGUAUUGGUAUUAUAUUAAUAUCAUGGUUGUUAUCACUGAUAACAGUUACUUGCAUUGCUUUGAUAUUAACUAAACUUGGAAAUGUCAUGAGUUGGUAUGCAAGACCAACUUGGCUAUUUUUUUUGUACAUUUGUCCAACAAUUUCUACAUCAAUGAUAUGUUUUUUAUUUGCUGGAAGUCGUCAAAAAAAAGUUGUCAAAUCAUCAUGGAUAUUAUAUCACAUGUAUUGUGAUGCUUACAGUGUAAUGUGUAUGGUUGCACUUUUAGCAUGUGUUAUUAUGGAAAUUAGAUCUGGAUUUAUUCCUUUACACUGGAUUAUUUUUCCAGCUGUUGGAAAUAUUAUAAGACAUGCUUUUCUCUACAAAUGGAAAGACUGGAAAUGGCUGUGUUAUCAAAUUGGAAUUUUAAGUAUACCAUAUAUACAGUCAUUUUAUUUGGCAAUUGGUGCUCUUUAUCUUUUCAUACCAAUUAUGGGAAGAUCAGGUGCCAGUAUCAACUCAGAAGUCAUUAUUGCAAAUAUGCUGUCAAUUUUAUUCUGUCUUUUGCUAAGUUUUACGAUGCCAAUGGUGAUACUAGUUAAAAAUGCAGAACGAAUUGUAAGCUUGAUAACUGGGCUGUAUCUUAUUUCAGCAGCUGUUCUUAUUCUUACACCACUUGGUUUUCCAUACAGUGAUGAUAUUGAAUCACCAGCACCACAACGUUUUAUGAUUGUUCAUGUUCAAAGACAGUAUUAUGAUUUAAGUGGAACUCUUCAACAUUCAGGAACUGGUUUUUGGAUUGCUGAUUUAGAUAUGAAUAGUCCACAUAGUUUAAAUGACAUUGUACCAGAAAUUGAUGUUGCUGUAUCAACAGCUAAAGAUUGUAUUGAACAUUUAUUUUGUGGUUUACCAUAUUUAUUACCUGUUACUUCAUUUUUAUGGAAAACAAGUUGGAUACCUGGACCAUCACCAUUCAUACCAACACCAACAAAAUUAGAUGUUAUAUCAAAAACAUUUAACAGAGAUACUGUUACAUUUAAUUUUAAUGUAACAGGUCCAGAUCAUAUUGGAAUAAUAAUAUCUCCAUAUAAAAAAAUUGAAUUAAAAAAUUGGUCAGUUGUUGAUGAUAAUGUUAGAGUACCAGCUGAAAAAUGGAAUGACAGAGAAGUAUAUUUUAUUUACUAUGCAUGUGCAGCUGAUUGUAUUCCUUAUAAUUUUUCAAUUGAUUUAAAAAUACCAAAUAAUUAUCGUGGUCCAUAUUUAACAAUUGCAUUAGCUGGUCAUUUUAUGCAUGGCAAAUAUAAACAAUCACAAAGAUUUAAAAAAUUUGUUAAUCAAUUUCCAUCUUGGACAGUUACAACUUCAUGGACAGCUUCAUACAGUUCAUGGGAACUUUAAUGAUAAUUUUAAAAUUUUAUAGAUCAAAUGAUUAAUAUAUUACAAGCAUUUAUUUAACAAAUUAUUAACAAAUAAAUCAUUAAUUAUUAUAGUCAUAUUAAUAUAGAUUAUAAAUUAUCAAAUUAAUUUAACGCGAACGUAGUUUGCUUGUGAAUAUUUUGUAAUAAAAAAUACAAUAUAUUAACAAUAUAAUGUUCAUAAUUUGAAUAGUAUUGUAAGUAUGCUGACGAAAUUAUAUAAUGAAAAAAAAAUAUAGAAAAUAUAGAUCAACAAAAGAUUCUCAUAUAGGUUGCUAAAAAAAAAAUUUUAUAUUUAGCUCUGCAUUGGCAGCAAAGUGCAGGGUAAAGCUCAAAUGGAGUUAAACAAUAGCUUCAAGUUAUAUUUAUAGAUAUAGUACAAAAAUCAAUUAUCAAUUUAGUAUGUUAACUUGAUUUUAUUUCGAAUUUUUCAUUGCUAUUAUUAAUUAAAUAAAUUAUUACGUUCUAUUAUUGUCAUUUUAUUUCUAUAAGAAAUAAAAUAUUUUUCAUUAAUUUAUUAUUAAUAAAAGUUAAUAUCUACUGUGCAAUAAAAAUGUCAUAGACAAAUCAUACAGUAGGCUGAACUUUUAGAAAUAAUAGCACAAUUAUUUAACUCGAAAUUAAUUAACCAAAAUAAAAUCUGUGUCAAGAAAAAAA
Messenger RNA from Aphidius gifuensis, 3589 nucleotides. Its product is annotated as endoplasmic reticulum metallopeptidase 1-like. NCBI's taxonomy places the organism in Eukaryota, Metazoa, Arthropoda, Insecta, Hymenoptera, Braconidae. The record is from RefSeq and is a predicted model, not a curated record. Gene Ontology annotation, molecular function: metalloexopeptidase activity. The coding region runs from base 261 to 2915 and encodes 884 amino acids. The transcript is spliced from 7 exons. Gene Ontology annotation, biological process: proteolysis.